AGUGAUCCAUUUUUGUUUCCUCGAAUAAACAUCAACCAGCUUACGACAGUAAAUACAGUAAUUGCAUUUCCAGAGCGACGGGAUCUCUCUCUCCGGCAAAUAUUGGAAAUUCUUCGUGGCGAGAUCUCGACGUAUCUCAGAUCCUUCCGGCUAGUUUGAUCCUGAGGAAUCAUGGCUCCGGUCUCGGCGCUCGCCAAGUAUAAGCUGGUGUUUCUGGGAGAUCAAUCCGUCGGAAAGACCAGUAUCAUCACUCGAUUCAUGUACGACAAAUUCGACAAUACUUACCAGGCUACAAUUGGUAUAGAUUUUCUAUCGAAGACAAUGUACCUUGAAGAUCGAACUGUGAGACUGCAGCUGUGGGAUACUGCUGGGCAAGAGAGAUUCAGGAGUCUUAUUCCGAGCUAUAUCAGGGAUUCGUCUGUUGCUGUUAUUGUGUAUGAUGUCGCAAGCAGGCAAUCUUUCCUAAACACUACUAAGUGGAUCGAUGAGGUUAGGACAGAGCGUGGUAGUGAUGUCAUUGUUGUGCUUGUGGGAAACAAAACUGACCUUGUGGACAAAAGGCAAGUAUCGAUAGAGGAAGCAGAAGCCAAGGCUCGUGAACUUAAUGUAAUGUUUAUCGAAACCAGUGCCAAAGCGGGCUUCAACAUAAAGGCGCUCUUCCGCAAAAUAGCAGCGGCUUUACCCGGAAUGGAGACAUUGUCUUCGACAAAGCAAGAGGACAUGGUCGAUGUUAAUCUCAAGUCCUCCAAUGCAAAUGCAUCUCUGUCUCAGCAGCAAUCAGGAGGAUGCUCAUGUUAAAAAAUUGGCUACAACAACAAACAAACAAAUUGAUAGAGAACAAAACUCAAAAAACAAAAAAGUCCCUCGAGCCUUCGCAUGAUCCGAUCCGUUAUUAUCUUCCAUCUGUAAAAUUUUUGCCUGCUUUUUUUUUUCCUUUUUUUUUUCUUUCAUCACUUUGUUUUAAAAGAGACUUUGUGUUAGUCUAUGGUUGGUUUGGUCCUCCUAACUCUCAACUUUUGUUGUCUUUGGAGUUUUAAAUGCUCUGUCUUUUGAUGUUUUUAACAACUUUUUCCGAAAUUGUGAUUUGUUUGUCUAUGGAAUUGAAUUAUAUUAACUGUCAGCUAUAUAAUAGACACACUCUUCUAGUUUCU
Thlaspi arvense is the source of this 1151-nucleotide messenger RNA. Lineage: Eukaryota; Viridiplantae; Streptophyta; Magnoliopsida; Brassicales; Brassicaceae. The record is from the annotation of a GenBank genome assembly.